CUGCUGAAGAAAUUGAAAGAAAAUGUUAAAAAAAAAUCCUAACAAAGGUACAGAAAUAAUCUAAAAAGCUUUGACAUUCAUCCACCCAGAAGCUCUUCAUACAGAGUUGUCUGCUGAAUCCAGAUGGCAAGGUUGGUAAUUUGGGUGGCUGUCUUCAUCUUAUUUGGAUCCUGUCUUGGAACUCCACUAGAUAAGUUCAACAAGUUUUUGCAGAAAUGUAAAAAUUGGAUGGGCUGCCCAACCCAGCUGGAUAUGGCUUCAGACUCUGUUGAUGACAUGUACAACAAAUGUGAAGAGAAGAUGAAGGAAGAAAUAGAGAAAAAGUUUUUACCAAAUGAGCAAAACAAAAAUGAAAACUUCAAGCAGGCGUGGAAUAAAGCCGAGGAAUACUACAAGAUUAAAUGGGAGAAGAAGAACACGCAGCUGAAGAAAGAACAAAUCAUGGCUCUUCAUGCGUACACCCUUCAUGUCCCACCUUUAUACAGUGAAUUCAACGAUGCAGUCCGAACACAAAAAUCUGAGUACAAAACCAAAUUUCCAUAUCACACUCUGCACUUCUAUCUCACCAUGGCUCUGCGCACCAUCAAACCUAAAGCAGAAAAUUGUGUCACUGUUUUCAGAAGAACUCCCUGUAAAUUCAGCACAGAUGUUCUUAACAAAGAGAUUCGUUUUAGUGCUUUUGCCUCCAGUUCAAUGGAUGAAUACUGUGAUAAAAUGUUUGGUGAAGAAUCGUGCUUUGAGAUCUCCACAUGCUUUGGAGCAGACAUCUCACAGUACUCUAAGUUUGAGACAGAAAGAGAAGUCCUGAUCCCUCCUUACGAGGUUUUUAAAGUUAAAGAAAUAAAGAAAAGCUCUGAGCUCAACAAGCUUCCUUGUAAGGUUGUCUACAAACUUCAGAGCACAAAAACAACUCAUUCCAAUUUAAACUGUGCUUUUUUCAGCAAGGAAAGUCUGCUUGGUUUUAACUGAACUUCCCAGAAAUAAAAGUCAUGCUCUGCAGAUUUGGACAGAAUGUAAUACUUUUUUUUAAUGGGCUGCUCAGUUUUAUUUUGCAAAGAGAAGUAUUUACAUAUAUGAUAAGUGUACAACUGUAAGUCCGUACACCGACAACAUUUUACUAAUAUGUAAAAUUUGAAAUAAAAGUGUUUAAAAUGUCAAGCUAAAAUGAAAUUAGGACUGCUAAUGUGAUCCUCUAGUCACUACUGUGUAAAAUUAUAGAAAAUAAAAUUGGUUAAAAUGUAAAACUGAAAUUAAAUGACAUGACAUAAAAUUUAAAAGUGCACAUGACCUGUUCACUGUGUCCACGGCUCUCGCCCGUUGACCGCUUUAGAUAUUCACCGUCACCCCUCCCCAUCACACUAGGGAUAAGGGUGUUUCAUAAUAUAGUUUCAGAUUGAAGCAAAGGGUGUUUGAGGGGGGGGGUUCUCGAUUAAUUUUUACCCACAAAGCACAUGGGCAAAAACCAUUAGUGAAACGGUCACUGGGACUGA
Messenger RNA from Poecilia reticulata (guppy), 1490 nucleotides. RefSeq names its product erythroblast NAD(P)(+)--arginine ADP-ribosyltransferase-like. The record is from RefSeq and is a predicted model, not a curated record. NCBI's taxonomy places the organism in Eukaryota, Metazoa, Chordata, Actinopteri, Cyprinodontiformes, Poeciliidae. Gene Ontology annotation, molecular function: NAD+-protein-arginine ADP-ribosyltransferase activity; NAD+ poly-ADP-ribosyltransferase activity.